AUGGCUACUUCUCAGAGAAGUAAACGUACGAGUCAAAGCAGUGCUGCAGGAGCUACUUGUUCGAGUGCAAAAGAUUCUGUUGCUCGGUCAGAGGUUAGAGCACUAGCACAUAUAUACGCAAUCCGAGCUAGAGAAGAAGCCAGGGCUCCAGACAUUAUUGCUGGUACUUUCUAUCUCUCUAAUGUUAUUGUAUAUGCAUUAAUUGACCCAGGGUCUACACAUUCUUAUAUUUGCACAGUAUUAGCAUCAGAAAAGAAAUUGUCUGUUGAACCAACUGAAUAUGAUGUUCAAUUCGACGUUAUACUGGGAAUGGAUUGGUUGACAAAACAUGAUGCUGUGAUAAAUUGUUGCGAGAAGCAGAUCAGUUUGAAAUGUCAGACAGGUGAUAUACUUUCUGUUGAGCCUGAGAAUUCAAAUGAUGUUAUCAAAAUUAUUUCAGCUUUUUUGGCUCAGAGAUUAAUGCGGAAGGGUAAUGAGGAAGUUGAAUUUGUGAUUGAUGUGGUACCGGGGACAGCUCCUAUAUUAGUGACACCAUAUCGUAUGGCACCAGCUGAGUUAAAAGAGCUGAAGACAUAG
Molecule: messenger RNA, 576 nt
Organism: Gossypium arboreum
Lineage: Eukaryota; Viridiplantae; Streptophyta; Magnoliopsida; Malvales; Malvaceae
Exons: 3
Coding region: 1-576 (191 amino acids)
Source: RefSeq, a predicted model, not a curated record